AUGUUCACCGAACCCUCCCCUCGCGCUGUGCGAUUUUCCAACGGCGACGACGACUUGCGCCCAGACAAGAUCAUGCCCCAGCGUCCUCUCCCCAUCGCCGUCGACUCUGACAACUCUGCCUCCUCUGCCGAAUCCCAACCCGAUGACCCCCACGCCCUCGAGCGUCAGGAUGAAGUUGGCUCCCUCGCCAGAUACUCCGAGGGCCACGUCGGUUCCGUGGCAAACCUAGUCCAAGCUGCCGUCGCAAACGGUGGCACCACCCGAAGUCUACGAAGCAACGCCAGCGAUAGCGACGGCACAUAUGCCAACGGCACUGCCUCUACCAAGACUCAAAGACCCAGUGCCCCCGCGAGAACUCCUUCCAAUACCUAUGCCCCGGCUGCCCAUCGUAGGCCACAACCCACAGCCCCUCCGUCCUUCGUCGAAACCGUUCGAGCAUCAUCCAGAGGUCGACCUCGUCCCAGCGAGAGGUUCCGCCAGCAGGAGAGAGCAUACGUCCAGAGACUGCGCCAGGAUCACGGUGAUGGAUAUCCUUUCGACGGCUACACCAAUGGAAUGAGCCAAGGCGGGGAUUCUGACUCCGAGGGAGAGACACCCUCUUCCGAAGGACCCUUCGACGACAGAUACGACCAGGAAACCAUAAUGUUUUAUGGGAAUGACGACUUGCAACCAACCGAUGAGGACCUCAAAGAUCCCAUGAACAAGGAAAGACUGGAAUGGCAUGGCAUGUUAGAGGCUGUCCUGACCGGAGAUGUUGUCAGGCAGGAGAAGAAGAGAUUGAUUGGAUCCAACGAGACGGCAGUGGGGAAAAGCGGGCAAAAGGCAGAGCUUUGGCUAGGAAUUCGGUCAAAGGUGUGCGGACGGCACUUGCCCGUGCAAAGGCGAAUGGUAGAGGAGGCUCGCGCAUCCCUGGACCGCACCCUGGACGAGAUCAUCAACUUUUCCGUCAAGGGUGAGAGCGAGGCGGGAAAGCCGCCGUACGAACAAGUGAAGGAUGUAGUGAAGAAGAUCGACAAGUGCGAGAGCCUGUAUCCCUCAUGGACCUCACUAGCAGCUGAGCAUCAGUCCGCAAACUCACCACUCUUCCACGAGGCAUCAGAAUCCAUCGUCUCAUGGUACAACACCAACGAACUCAUCAACACAGAACUCGCCAUUCUCAAGAAGUGGGUCGGCAACGAAGAGUUGGACUUCACUCGGACACGCCAACGCUCCCCUGUCGGCAACGGUAUCACGGACGAGUCCUCAUUCCUAGAUCGCUUGAUGAAGGAAGACGGUCUGAAGUCUCUCUACGACGAGGAAUUUGACGACGAGAAGAACAAAGAUGCUCAUAAGGGCAUGUUGCCGGGCAUCUCAACCGUCAUCAAUAAAUCCAAGGAGACGCUGAUCCGGAAUUUCGCCGCCUUCCAGAAGCGGCAUCUUCCUCCCUACAUUGAGGAGCUGCUUACGUUGAUCAGCUUUCCGUCCCGCCUGAUCGAGGAGAUCAUCAAGAUGCGACUUGCUUACGCUAAGAAGGUCAAGGAGUCAGCUCAGCAAAACCCUAUGAUGCAAGACCAGAUGAUUGGACAAUUCCAGCUACUUCUGAAAUUGGCCAUACGGAUCAAACUGGAGUGCCUUGCUGUAACACAGCCAGAACCCGGUUGGGAGCUGCCACCCUGCAUCGACGAAUCCUUUGACCAAGUCGUUCUGGAUGCCUUGAAGUACUACUUCAAAAUGCUCAACUGGAAGCUCAGUGGCAACAAGAACACCUUCAAGGAAGCCGAGCUAUUGUUCCAGGAAUGGGACUUUGCCAAUGAGAUCGGUAGCCAUCUUCUGGGUGGAGACGUUGAAGUUGCUGAGCAAUUCAGUUCCUUGACAUUCAAGGCCAUUAACCGUCUCAGUGUGACAUUCGAGAAGGAACUGCAGGUCAAGCCAAAGGAAAGCACUUCCGAGAUGAGCAAGCGAUACAAGCAGUGCCUGGACUCCGUCCGAGUAAGGCAGCGAAUGUUGCAGCGUUUCUCCAGGAUGCUGAGCGAAAACUACGAAAACGCAUCAGAUUUCAGCAUCGCCUUUGCCCCGGAAAAGCUGCAAGAGUUUUACGACCGGCUGAUCUCUUCGGGUCAUUUCCAAGUCUUCACGGACCUUUACGAGCAAGAAGGCAUCUUCGUGAUGGCUUCGGCCUCUCUUAUCGAGAGGCAUGAUGCCAUUCAUUCCAUCCUGGGUCUCAGCUCUCCGGAACAGUUUGCCGAGGAUCCUACCGACCCAUAUCUCUUGAUCUUGCGGCCUGAAAGUAACCCGCAUUGGUUCGGCGAUGUGGUGCCUCUCACAGUCAGGGAACGUAAUAUCGACUUGAAAAAGGGGCACAUGAGACUGGUAGCCACUGGUGCUCAGGCUAGACUCGUCAAUGCCAGAAAGGCUUUCAUCGACGCCGUGGACAUGCACGUCGACCUUGUCGUUGAGCAGCGGUCAAACCUCCACAAGGUGAACACCCGUCUUAUGGAGAUCAGACGCGUUGCUUACAAGCUGUCCAACAACUUCAUGGACAGUGUCGAGAUCAUUCGCAAGCAGACUGAAGGCAGAGAAGUCCAAGAACUCAUCCAGACUUGCUUCGUCUUUGCAACGGAAUUCGGCCAGCGAUCGCUUCUUGUCAUGGACAGCAACCGGAAACAGAUGAACAACCUGAAACUCACCAAGCUCGCCCUGGACUGGGUUAGCUUCAUUUGCGAUGACUGUAUCGCAUCGGAUCGAAAGACGUUCCGAUGGGCGGUCUUGGCUCUUGAGUUCGCCAUGGGAAUGACGCGAGGAAGACACAUCCUGGCCCUGGGCGAGGAUGAGUAUGCAAGACUUCGUGCUAAAGUGGCGGGUUGCAUGGCUCUUCUUAUCUCUCACUUUGAUAUCAUGGGAGCGAGGUCGAAUUUGGCCGCCCAGGCAGAAAAGGAGCGCAUCGAGGCUUUGGUGGGACAGUUCAAGCGUCUCGAUAAAAAUCGGAUGCUCGACGACCAGGAAGCCUCCAAGGCAAUUACGGAACAACGAUUGGAAGAGAUCGACAAAGUAGACGAGAUCAGGAAGGCAAAGGAAGCCGAAAGGCAGGCGCUUGGCCGCGUGCUCGAGGGAAACAACGAAGUGGAUCGAUCCCUGGCUUACCUCUCAUCAUCAGCGACAAAUAUCACGAUGCGCUGGCAGCAGGGCCAUUUCGUCGGCGGUGGUACUUUCGGCAAUGUCUACGCUGCCAUGAACCUCGAUUCUGGCCACUUGAUGGCCGUCAAGGAGAUUCGUCUACAGGACCCCAAGUUGAUCCCGACUAUUGCCGAGCAGAUCAAGGACGAGAUGGGCGUCUUGGAGGUUCUCGACCAUCCAAACGUCGUCUCGUAUUAUGGUAUCGAAGUCCACCGAGACAGAGUCUAUAUCUUCAUGGAGUUCUGUCAAGGGGGCUCUCUUGCAAAUUUGCUGGAGCACGGCCGUAUUGAAGAUGAACAGGUCACUAUGGUUUACGCGUUGCAGCUACUCGAGGGUCUUGCGUACCUCCACGAGAGCGGCAUAGCCCAUCGUGACAUCAAACCAGAGAAUAUCCUCCUCGAUCACAACGGCAUUAUCAAGUACGUCGACUUUGGCGCCGCCAAGGUCAUUGCAAGGCAAGGCAAGACGCUCGUACAGGAUAUUACCGCCACGAAACCUAACAAGUCGAUGACGGGAACACCAAUGUACAUGUCUCCUGAGGUUAUCAAGGGCGAGAAUCCAGGCAGAGCUGGCGCUGUUGACAUCUGGUCUCUGGGCUGUGUGAUCUUGGAGAUGGCCACAGGCCGUCGCCCUUGGGCCAAUCUCGACAACGAAUGGGCCAUCAUGUACAACAUUGCCCAAGGAAACCCGCCCCAAUUGCCCUCAACCGACCAACUCAGCCCACAGGGCAUCGACUUCCUCGGGAGGUGCUUUACCAGGGACCCCAAGAAGCGGGCUUCUGCUGUGGAGCUCCUCCAGCACGAAUGGAUCAUGACGAUCAAGAGCCAGGUUGUGGAGCCGCCUACGCCUAGUGAUGCAAGUAGCUCAGCUCAGUCGACACCUAGCUCUAGGAGCAACACCAACGACGGUUUCUACUAG
Molecule: messenger RNA, 4071 nt
Organism: Colletotrichum siamense
Lineage: Eukaryota; Fungi; Ascomycota; Sordariomycetes; Glomerellales; Glomerellaceae
Gene: wis4
Product: MAP kinase kinase kinase wis4
Exons: 2
Coding region: 1-4071 (1356 amino acids)
Biological process (GO): stress-activated MAPK cascade; protein phosphorylation
Cellular component (GO): cytoplasm
Molecular function (GO): ATP binding; MAP kinase kinase kinase activity
Source: RefSeq, a predicted model, not a curated record